Messenger RNA from Strongylus vulgaris, 501 nucleotides. Lineage: Eukaryota; Metazoa; Nematoda; Chromadorea; Rhabditida; Strongylidae. The record is from the annotation of a GenBank genome assembly.
AUGUCAUUUGGUUUUCACACGAAAGAAGAUGGUAUCUGGCGAAUAGUCAAAGGAGAGCAUAUGUGUUACUAUGAACCUAAUCUUGAUUCUGAUUCUCAUAUCAGUGAUGAAGGAAGACUAUGCCAACAACUUUUUUUUGAGGAACAGGUUCAUUUGCUCGUUGCGCUAAAGGAGCUUUUUGAAUGGCCUUCUUUAUAUCGCCGAGGUAUCGCCGCAGUUCUACGUCUUGAUCAUCUUGCAACUUCUCAGAUUGUGCUACAAGUGGAAUUGGGUUCAACUUCCGGUGGCCGCCCUGCAGUUGCCUCCUAUAACCUCCUAGAAUGCGUUAUACAUCAGAAGAAUGCUGCGCAAGGAAGAGCAUCCAUUGAAGUUCCAGAAAGGAAACUUGUUGUACAAUUAUCGAAUUGUGCACCUCGGAAAUUGAACGUAUUUUUGAAAACACUCCAAGCCAAGCUUGACAUCAUGGCAUCGCAAACUAAACGGGAACUGAAAGGAUACCGC